AAGUAUUACUUAGGUGCCCGUUUCUACAACUUGAAAGGAGAUUAAAUUAGAUCAACACCGGUUGAACUUUGUCAUUCAUGCGCUAAAGAAAACAUUGUUUCCCCUGUCUAAUUCGAUAUGAUGGGAUCAAUAGCUCGAUUAUCAUUCACAACAAGGUUACUUGGAACUAAGUCUGGUUUAUAUAGAACUAUGACUAUGGCAGCCACAGAUUACCAAUACGAAAACUUGAAAAUCACUAAACCAAGUGAGUGGGUAUUCCAUGUAGAAUUUAACCGACCUGACAAAAGAAAUGCCAUCAAUCGAGCUUUAUCAGAAGAUAUUGUUUCUUCCUUCAAAAAGCUUUCCUAUGAUCCAGACUGCCGUGUUGUGGUUCUUAGCGGAGCAGGACGAACAUUUACUUCAGGAAUUGAUUUUGCCUCAUUAGCAGAAGUUCACCAAGAGACUGGAGAUAUGGAAGUAUCAAGGAGGGCUUUUGCACUUCAUAAAGCUAUCAAAGAUUUCCAAGAAACUUGCAGUUCAUUUGAAAAGUGUCUUAAACCUGUAAUCUCAGCUGUCCAUGGCGCCUGUAUUGGAUUUGGUGUGGAUCUAAUAACAGCCUGUGACAUGAGGUAUUGUACCAAAGAUGCAUGGUUCCAAGUAAAAGAAGUAGACUUUGGUCUUGCAGCUGAUGUUGGUACUUUACAACGUUUACCAAGAAUUAUUGGCAAUCAGAGCCUUGUUAGAGAACUGGCUUACACAGCAAGGUCUAUAACUUCAGAUGAAGCACAUGAUGCUGGACUUGUGAGCCGUGUUUUUGAUGACAAAGAACAACUGAUGAAAGCUGUCCUUGAUACUGCGUCAGUCAUAGCCAGGAAAAGCCCAGUUGCCAUCCAAACUACAAAGAAGAAUUUACUGUAUUCCCAAGACCAUUCAGUCCAAGAUGGUUUGGAUAACAUUGCUGCUUUAAAUCAAGUAAUGUUGCAGAGUGAAGACCUUAUGAAAUCAAUAGCAGAAAAGUCACCAAUCUUCUCAAAACUGUAGUCAUUUAAAUGAGCUGCGACAGUUAAUGUUUUGUAGUUUGAUCUGUUAUAUGGCAUCAACGAUGGAGUAGAUGAGUGUAAAUUAUGCAGAAAUAGUUGGCAAAUGAGAGUAAAGUGCAAUAGGCAAAUAAACUAAUCUAUAUUUAAUUCUAGUUUUUUGGGGGGUGGGGGGGUUAUGCUAAUGUUUGAUUGAAUAACUUCCAUCUUUGAAAUUUCAAACAGAUUUUAUACUGAAAUAAUGACAAAAUAUUUCUUGGUUUAAAAAAAGCAAAACAAAAAACAUCUUCGAUUCUUUAUUAACAUUUUUUCAUUAGAUAUUAUAUCUUAAGAAGCUGAUUGAUUUCUAUCGAUACUUUUUCAUUUUUACAAUAUUUGCUUAAUGAAGAAAGUUGAUGAGUCGACAAACACAAGCUGUCUGACUAAUUCUUUAAACACUAUCCCUAUAAAUUUGGGGUUUAAAAUUCUUUAUGUCUGCUUUUUAUCCUUUUGAGACCUAUUAAAAGCACACCAACCAUAUUGGAAGGUUGAUUCAGUCAGCUGUAUUUGAUUCUCUGAGAAAGCAACUUUGUACCUUAAGAAGAAAUCAAUAUCUAUCAAUACAUUUUCCAAUUACUCUUUCUAUGUAAUAAUAUUUCCUUUAUUGAUUUUGUCUGGUUUUUACAUAAAAAAUAUGAACUUGAAAAUUCUGGAAGUUUCGAAAGCACUAUUUUCAUGUAAUUUAAAAAAUUUUCUGAAUAAAGUUAUAUAUUUUCAUAA
Octopus bimaculoides (California two-spot octopus) is the source of this 1775-nucleotide messenger RNA. Its product is annotated as delta(3,5)-Delta(2,4)-dienoyl-CoA isomerase, mitochondrial. The record is from RefSeq and is a predicted model, not a curated record. Gene Ontology annotation, molecular function: delta(3,5)-delta(2,4)-dienoyl-CoA isomerase activity. NCBI's taxonomy places the organism in Eukaryota, Metazoa, Mollusca, Cephalopoda, Octopoda, Octopodidae. Gene Ontology annotation, cellular component: mitochondrion.